AUGUUGACCACAAUGUUUCUGUCAGUGCUGCUGAUGCUGGGAGGCCUGGGAGGGGCAGCAGCAUCUGACCUCCAGGUCUACGGGAAAUCAAUUCACAAAGAUAAAACUUUGCUGAGCAGCCAAGAUGGAAGACACACUGCCAGAAAACAGCCGCACCAACAGACAAAAGGUGAAAUCCGCAGGAGUUUGGAUCUCGAGAGCUUCAACGUGCACGUGACCCCGACCACCAGCAAAAUCAGCCUCCCGACCAUCAUCAAGCUCUACCCACCCGUCGCCAAACCUCUCCACCUGCAUGCCAACAUGCCCAUGCGCUUUGGAAGAGAGAGCGAUCCUAGUGAUGACAGGGCACCAAACUCUAACCCCAACAUGCCCCAGAGGUUUGGGCGGUCCUGGGAGGUGAUUCAGAUGUGUGCUGAGUGUCCUCGUGUCCGAGAAGCUCCAGACCCAGUGCUGCCCCAGAGGUUUGGGAGAAACAGUCUUUACUGGAGCCUUCUAGGGACUCUGAACAAUGAAGAGUUGUUGAACACUGGCUUGCACUGGGCAGAAGAUUUUGAUUUUACAACCAGCUCAGAAGAAGUGGAGGUGGAAGAAAAAACCUUUAAAGGAUGA
Messenger RNA from Toxotes jaculatrix (banded archerfish), 609 nucleotides. RefSeq names its product neuropeptide VF precursor (gene npvf). Gene Ontology annotation, molecular function: signaling receptor binding. Lineage: Eukaryota; Metazoa; Chordata; Actinopteri; Toxotidae. Bases 1 to 609 code for a protein of 202 amino acids. Gene Ontology annotation, biological process: neuropeptide signaling pathway; negative regulation of gonadotropin secretion. The transcript has 3 exons. The record is from RefSeq and is a predicted model, not a curated record.